Molecule: messenger RNA, 5659 nt
Organism: Siniperca chuatsi (mandarin fish)
Lineage: Eukaryota; Metazoa; Chordata; Actinopteri; Centrarchiformes; Sinipercidae
Product: chromobox protein homolog 7-like
Exons: 2
Coding region: 4551-5315 (254 amino acids)
Source: RefSeq, a predicted model, not a curated record
GUUGCUAUGUGCUGCUUUCUUUAAUAGUCUUUUCACAAUCUGCAUCCCCUUCUCUGCGUUUCUGUUGGCCUGAGGAUAAAGAGGACUGGAGGUUACGUGAUUGAAUUCAUGCUCAUCCUGGAGCAAACGCCUGGAACUCAUGACUGACAUAAGGAGGGCCAUUAUCAGAAACCUGAGUUAGAGGGAUGCCCUGCCUGGAAAAGAUUGACUUCAGCUGCGUCAUCACAGCUCUUGAUGUGGUACUGGACAAGAGAUAUGUUUCCGGAUAAAUGGAAUAGUAAUCUAUAACCAGAAAAUAGUCUUUGCCCUCAUAGUGAAAUACAUCAGUUCCAACCUUUUCCCAAGGCUGUGAUGGGAGCUCUGUGGUAAUGAGGGGUUCCUUUGUUUGUUUAUAGUGAUACUCCUGACAUGUUGCACACUCACUGAUCAGCUGGUCAAUAUUAGAGUUCAUGUUUGGCCAGUAGAGAGCCUCACAUGCUGUUCUUUUUUACUUUUCUGCACCCAGGUCCCCUUUGUGUAUGCUGGUGAGCAUUUCUCGCCGCAUAGAUGUGGGCACCACAAUUCCCUAACCGUUAGCCUACAUGUUCCCUUCAGCUGAAUGCUUUGCCCAUUAUAUGCCUUCAAAGCCACAGUCUUAUUUUGUAUUUUGGGUCUUACUUUGAGAUUCUGUGCAUCAUUCCAGCUUAUUAGGUUUGCCUUAGCCCCUGUGUCCAGCUUAAAAGGAACUAUGGUGUCAUUUACCAGCACAGGAGCUAUCUAAGCUUCACUCUGUGUACUUACAGAAUGCACUUCAUUUGCUUCAUCUCUGACCUGUUUUGACUCACUUUUCACCAUUCCAAUAAACAAUGCCUCUUCUGUCUCAAUAGCAUGGACUCUCUUCCUACUUACAGUUUUUUCCUCCCAAAAGCACAUCUUUGCAAAAUGAUUUCUGCCUUUACAUUUUGCACAGUUCUUUCCAUACGCUGGGCACAUGUCUAAUACCGCACCGUCUGCAGUCAUAAGGCGUCAUAUUCUUCGGCUCCACACGCCCUCUUAUGUCCUUUUUAUUUACAAUGUCCACCGACAUUGUUUUCCAGCCCAAAUGUGCUUGCAGCCAUUACUCUGGUGUAACUCCCUCCGAAUGUUUUUGCAUGUAUGGCUGAAAUUUCACUCGCGUGACAAAGUGACAAAGUUUUACUGCACCAUCGAAAGUGUCCCUAAGCAUUUUGUCGAAUAUUCCAGAAACGACUUGAUCACCUAUCAUUGAGUCCUUGAGUUGUUCAAAGUUGCACGUUUGCAUUUUCAAGUCAGUCAAAAAAAAAUAGGAUACGCCCCUGGUGGGGGAGGAAGUUGUCCGUUUAAGUCGGUCUGGAUAUAUUGAAGGCCAUUUAAUCACCCAAGCCAAUUACGGGCAGACAGUACAUGGAAAAUGAGAGAUGGGAGAGGUAUGCACAGGAUUGAAUAAUGUGAAUAGGGAUAGGCAGAGGGAGGGAUGAGGUAGGGAGGUAAAAGGAUGAGGGAGAGGGUGGGUUGCGUAAACUGAGAAACAGGACAGGAUGGGUUGACCAGGCAUAAGUAGGCUUUACAGGUGAUAAGAGGUGUGGUUGAGGCGUACAUGACAUUAACUUUUUCCAACUGAGCUCCACCCACUUCAAACCAGUAAAAACAGCAGGGACUGAAUGCAAAAAUAUAGAAAUCUCUCAUGUUGAAUCUGCAACUUUGGCAAAAAAAAGUGUGUGAUCAUGCACUGUAACCCCCAUUACUUCAAAACCUGAUUAAGAAAAUGUGUUUUCAGCACCUUUAAUAUUUAGGGUAAAUAUAAGGUAAAACAAAUUCCAUAAAAUCGAAGGUCAUUGUAAAACUUCAUAUGCAUGCCACAUACCACAAGGUCCUUGUUUUCUGACAGACUCAGCCUGACACCCCCUAACGUAACAUACAAUACAAACUAUCUUUUUUAUCACAAAUCUGCAAAGUUCAAUGCACUCCUUGUGAGUGAAUAUUGUUAUUUGCUUCCUUGUGUAGCCUCAGUCUGCCUCACCUUCUGUUUCACUUGGUGAUUUCCAGGCAACCUUUUCAAGGAUCAUUUUCCACAACUGCAGAGAACAUGUGUCAACUUGUCGCAUUCAGCAGUUGGUUUAAUACUUAGGUGGAGAUAUAUAUACCAACAGUAGAUUUUCCAGUUGAGAAAAGUGAGACAUGUAUUCUUUAUGUGAAGCACAACAUGUUUGCAAAUGGUGGUUUCUCAUCACUGUUGGUUAAAAGAAAUUAUAAUCUGCCUCCUGGAAAAGAGCCUUCCUCUAAAACCCCAUAUCAUUAAAAAUUAAGAUAGCUAAAAAAUCUUAUAAUAUAAUUCUGCAUUUCCAUCAUGCAUCUUUGUAACAGUUUGAGUGGCUGUGAACAAGCUGAGGGCAGCACAGAAAUGCUCUGUGAACUCUAAAUCUUCAGCCAUUGUGAACAUAAUCACAAGUGAGUCUUGGCACCAAUAUAGAGUUGGUCACAAUAUAUCAAAACGAGACUAAAAGAUUUCAUCUAAUAUCAAAUAAAUGAUAUUUACCCACCAUAUAUUUUACAUACAUACAUACAUACAUUUUUUAAAAUAAAUACCAUGUUUUGCUUCUUCAUUCAUUUUGUAAAAGUAGGUAUAAUUUUAAAAGAGUGGAUUUUCACACUAAAUUAUUUUAUACAGACAGUAACUGUCCCUGAAGAAAGCCUUUAAUUAUCAAGUCACAUCUUCCCCAACUUUUAAUAAACAGUUGUCAACAUCGGGGUAGUAACACAUAUCUUGCAGCUUAAACAAGUAGUAAAGACAUCACUGACAGGCGUUGAAAACAAAAACGACACAAUAUCAGUGAAAACAAAAACCAUGCUCUCUGGGAAAACAGUUUCAAUUAGGUGGAUGAAACAGAAAACUGAGUUGUGAAUCUCUUUUCUUCAUCCCUUUGAAACACUAUCUCAUCUGCGUAUUAUCCAAACUGUCUGGAACUGAUUAUGGGGACUGGACAGGAGAUAAUAAAUAUGGACUUUGUUUUUCACGAUCAAAGCAGAACCUGUGAAGUCAUCCUGUAAAUCCUGUCAUGUAAAUAAUGUAUAGCCUAGAGAGCACUCAUGGAGAGUGAAAGCAAAAGAGAGUAGAUAGGAAGACACUUGCUAAUAUACACAGAGUGAUAAAGAAAUGUGAUUAAUUGCUGUUGUGAUAACUGUGUCCCUAAAUGACUGACAUCCAGCAUUGUCCAGUAUGUGCUCAUAGUCAGUUAUCGAAAACACUGACGUAAGUACUGCACAACAGUGGACUAUAUUAUUUGCCAGACUUCAAAGGACACCUGAUGCUGCCAUAAGUGAAGCAACAGUAAGACCGGGAUUAUGUAAACACUGGCACUCUAGCUUUAAGAGUGGGGGCUCAUCUGAAAAGAAAUGGAACAACUCAACCCAGUAGGGCUGUUCUCUAAAGAAAACACUGACAGCAUAAUAAGUAUCCACUCAAACUGGCCUGUCCACAUUAGCAAGUAAAGAAAGCUGAUUUGAACAUAGAUGGGACAACUCAACCCGGCCACACUCUACUCUAAAAGGAUACCACUGACAGCAUAAUAAGUAUUCUCUGAAACUCGUCCAUGGCAGUGUAAAUUGGGAUGCAUCCCUGUGUAUCUGCUGUAAUGGAAGCAGAAAUGGUUCACACAUGAUGCCAUACCAUGCAAUAUGAUAUACCACCAGCACUUGGAGCAACUACAGAGGAUUUUAUUUGGACCAUUUUCUUGUCCCUCACCCAAUACUACUGUAGCACACUAAUGCUACCAAUGUAUUUAAAAAAAUAUUGUAAUAUUGUAAAAUGCACAGAGAACAAGUUACUGUACAGUAAAAUUAUGGGUGUGCAGUGUGUGUAGCAGUAGUGCAAAUUCGUUAAUUUCACCAUGCACCAAUUGUGCAAAUCUAUAGAUCAGGUGUUCAGUGGUACACAUUUGUACAAUACACCUGCUCACCUCAGAGACAAACUGGUUGCAGAUUAGAUACAAACAUUCCUUUGUCCUCAAGUGACCCCUCAUCCUCCAGCACAGUUUAUCCUGCUUUACUGCAGCUCUGAUAAGCUCCACUUUCUUUUUAAAACUUCUUUCUAUAAACUUUCUUGCAUGUGGACUGUCACUGUUAUGCUGUUUUAUGUGAAAAUUAGGCAAUACCCAAGUUUUAAUCUUCCAGUGUUCUUCCUGCCAUCUUAGAGCAGAUUGUUGCUUUUAUUUUUACUGAUAGUGAACUGUAGAUGUGUUCCCAUAAAGUAUAUAAUGGCACUGUGAGAGGUGGAUUGGUGGGGUUUGUGCUUGUACUGUGGAACUGCUGGUCACAACAUAUCCUCCUGCCCAGUAAGACCGCUCCGACCCAUGUACAAGCCCUCAUCGACUCCGGGUUAGCUGGUAACUUCAUCUCCGGCACCCUCUGCCGCCAGCUCCGCCUCAAGACCACACUCACGCGAGGGGGAUGAGUGGAAAACUGCCUCUGUGACACCCACCGGCCACUACGAAUAUUUGGUGACACCUUACGGCUUGGCAAAUGCCCCCUCCGUAUUCUAGGACUUCAUACGUGAGAUGCUCCAGGAGUUCCUUUAUAAGUCCGUGAUCGUCUACAUUGACAACAUCCUGAUAUACUCCCGGAGCAUGGCCGAACAUCGCCAGCAUGUUGCAGAGGUCCUGGAACACCCGAGAGACUAUCAACUCUUCCUUAAGGCAGAAAAAUGUAUGUUUCAUCAGUCCUCAGUGCAAAGACAAUCCACUGCUCCAGAAUAUCAACCUGGUCAAAAGGUCUGGCUGUCCACCCAGGACAUCAAGAUGCGCCUGCCCCGCAGAAAGCUCAGUCCCAGAUUCAUCGGUCCCUUCACCAUCCUCGAGCAGAUUAACCCGGUCACGUACAAGCUUCAGUUACCUGCACAAUACAUGAUCCAGCCUACCUUUCACGUAUCCCUUCUCAAACCUCACCACCCUUCUGUUUCUAUCUCCACAGAGCCUGGCGUUGCGACAGAACCCCCCUUGCCGCUGAUCCUGGAGGAUGGAGCCGCCUACCAGGUCAACAAGAUCUUGGAUUCCCGGCGCCAUGGUGGCAUUCUGGAGUACCUGGUAGACUGGGAGGGGUACGGUCCAGAGGAGAGAUCAUGGGUUCCCAGACACGACAUCCUCGACCCAUCGCUUCAAUACGCAUUCCACGCAACCCAUCCAGACCGACCUGCCCCCCGAGGAAGAGGACGGCCACCACAACGUCGGGGUCCCCAGCCCUCAGGAGCGUGGGGGUGUACUGUCACGGACACGCCAGGCUCCACAACCCCACAAACACAACGCACCCCCUCACCAGAAUACUAAUCAGAAACACCUGUCACUAAUCACACACCUGAGAUUCAUCUGCACCACAUCACCCCAGUAUAAAAACACCUCAAUCACCUCAGUCAGUGUCCGUUCUUGUUCGUAACAAGGACAGUACUCUGUAUCCUGCACCCCGGCGUCUCGGACUCCUGCCUAACGACAAAGAGUGUUUUCCCUUCUUCUGAGCUCCCAAUUCCUGCCCUGUGUUUCUCCUGUCUCCAGUGUGUGUAUCUUCUACCUCGGAUCUCCACCUUGGCUAGCUAAAGGACGGUAUAAGUACCAUUAUCCAUUCAUCUACUCACUGUCUGUUUACAUUGUUUGUAAUAAAUCCACCUGUGUCUCCA